AUGCAUAAAGAUCUAUCUAUCUAUCUAUCUAUCUAUCUAUCUAUCUAUCUAUUGGCCUGCUUGAUAUUGAAAGUGACGCUGUACAGGUAUUAUUUCUAUCUCUACACCGUUUCUAUCUAUCUACUUAUCUGUCUAUCUAUCUAUCUAUGGCUUUUCACUGUCUCUUUCUUUUACUUUCUUUCUUUCUUUCUUUCUAUCUAUCUAUUCGUAUCUCUCUAUCUGAGACUUUUUGUUUGUAUCUAUCUAUCUAUCUAUCUAUCUAUCUAUCUAUCUAUCUAUCUAUCUAUCUAUCUAUCUAUUAGCCUUCUCCUCUUUCUUUCUUUAUUUCUAUCUAUCUAUCUAUCUAUCUAUCUAUCUAUCUAUCUAUCUAUCUAUCUAUCUAUCUAUCUAUCUAUCCUUCUUAUCUAUCUAUCUAUCUAUCUAUCUAUCUAUCUAUCUAUCUAUCUGUCUGUCUGUCUGUUCAUAUCUAUCUAUCUAUCUAUCUAUCUAUCUAUCUAUCUAUCUAUCUAUCUAUCUGUCUGUUUGUCUGUUCAUAUCUAUCUAUCUAUCUGUCUGUCUGUCUCUCUGUUCAUAUCUAUCUAUCUGUUCAUAUCUAUCUAUCUAUCUAUCUAUCUAUCUAUCUAUCUAUCUGUCUGUCUGUCUGUCUGUCUGUUCAUAUCUAUCUAUCUAUCUAUUUAUCUGUCUGUCUGUCUGUUCAUAUCUAUCUAUCUAUCUAUCUAUCUGUCUGUCUGUUCAUAUCUAUCUAUCUAUCAAUUUUUUACCAGAUUCUAUCUAAAUCUUUCCCAUGAUUUAUCUAUUUAUUUCCCAUUAUCUAUCGAUCUCAAUCUGUCCAUUAUCUAUCUAUCUAUCUAUCUAUCUAUCUAUCUAUCUAUCUAUCUAUCUAUCUGUUCACAUCUAUCUUUUCACAUCUAUCUUUUCACAUCUAUCUAUCUACGUAUCUAUCUAUCUCAGUAUACAAGUAUCUAUCAACCUGUCUAA
Acanthosepion pharaonis is the source of this 978-nucleotide messenger RNA. Lineage: Eukaryota; Metazoa; Mollusca; Cephalopoda; Sepiida; Sepiidae. The record is from the annotation of a GenBank genome assembly.